Molecule: messenger RNA, 3672 nt
Organism: Bombus impatiens (common eastern bumble bee)
Lineage: Eukaryota; Metazoa; Arthropoda; Insecta; Hymenoptera; Apidae
Product: titin
Exons: 12
Coding region: 229-2625 (798 amino acids)
Source: RefSeq, a predicted model, not a curated record
CAUAGUAGAAGCUGAAGAAGAGUCUCGGCGAACGGAUAGAAUCGUACGUACCUUCAUCGUGGCUGCAGUGGUGGAUCUUUCACUCUGGUGCGCACGUUAACAGAUUACGACAGAUAGCAACCGUACGUGCAGCAAUUCGUUUGUCGACAAGAGUUCAACGAAAGGUACACGUAGCACCGACGAACGAGCGAAUUUUUAACCGAAAAGAAAAACGAACUGAAAGGAAAAAUGGUGUACGAGAGCGACUUCUAUACAACCCGACGACCCUACUCACGGCCUCUCGUUUCGUCCUACAGCAUCACGCAGGACCGGCCGAUUACCUUACCGAUCUCCACGAUUCUUCAGUUGAGAAGCAUUCCUCGCAUGCCAUACGUGGCUCAUAAACGGCUCGUGACUGUAAUCCACCUGCCGUACCAUACCGUGUACCAUGGCGGCAGUCUGAUACCGAUAAGAGUUCAUGCGCGCGUACGUCCCAGCGUCCUUGCAGCUGAGAUCAACAGGAUACGCAACCUGACAAGACCGUCGACCGAAUCCUACACGGAAAAGUACCUUCGAUCCAAGGAUCACAUCUACUUCGACGACGAGGCGAGGGAAAUACGUGCGAGAGUGGAUUCUCUUCUUCGACGAGUUCACGUCUUCAUUCCACGAGCCGUAGCAAGCGACUUCGCGGAAGAGAUAAUACCAGAACGUAUGGGCAGCGGGGAUUACGUCCGUCGACUAAUCUCUGGAAAACACAACGCGAAGAAAGACACGAUAGAGCCGAUUUCCUGGUAUGAUGUGCCCGAUCGAGGUAACUUCGGUAAUCUGGCUUGCGUUAAAUAUGUCGCCGGCAAGCCACAAUCGGUCAGGAAACCCUACUUCAAGGUUGCUGAUUUACGUCCUUCGGACGUCAAAAACGAUGUCAAUUUUCUGAGUUACUACAGCAAGAACCGCGAGGCGGCGGCUAACGCCUCGCCAGAUGUGCCGAUGACGGAAAGAGAAUUACGGAAGGCGCGAGCGUUGCAACCUGAUUUGGAUGAAUCAACGCUGAGGAAAGAAAUUAAAACAGAUAAAGAAACGGAAUCAAAGCCAGAAAAGAAACGUGGAUUUAAGCGAGGAAAAGCGGAAACGAAGGGAACGGAGGACGAAGCAACUAAAGCUUCGACAUUGCAAUCUGUAAAGGAGCCAGAACCGGUAAACGAAACUCGAUCUAAACCGGAAACUAUAAAAGAGGCUGAAUUUGCAUCAGAAAUUGCGAAACAACCCGAACCCUUGCAAGAAUCCGAACUCAGCAAACAACCUGAACCUGUAAAAGCACCUAAAUCCGCGAAAAAAGUCAAACCUAUGAAAGAGCCGGAACCUGUGAAAGAAGCGAAACCUUCGAAGGAACCUGAACCUGCGAAGGAACCUGAACCUGCGAAAGAACUGGAACUUGCGAAGCAACCCGAACCUGCGAAGGAUCCGGAACCUACGAAGGAACUGGAACCUGCCAAGGAACCGGAGCCUUUGAAGGAACCAGAGCCUGUGACGGAAACGGUGUCUGUGGAGGAGCCGGAACCUGCGAAGGAAGCGGAACUUGCGAAAGAAGUACAACUCGCGGAGCAAACAGAACACGUGAAGCAAUCAGAACCGGAAUUGGAAGCUAUAAAAGAGCCCGUGAAAGAAUCCGAAUCUGUGAAGGAACCUGAGCCACUUGGAGAACCUGCGAAAUCGUUAGAACCGGAAUUAAACUCGGAAAAUCCAGCGGAAUCUAUACAAGCGGUUACGGAAGCCUUGCAAGAGUCAGAAUCAGAAGCAGUUCAAGGGCCGCAACCGAUAUCCGAGCUAGAAACCAAUCAAGAAUCUACGCCGAAAGCAAGUUCAGAACCUCAAACUACAGAAGGUGUAAGUGAGUCGGACGAAACAGACGAAAAGAAGGCGACAAAUAAAGUUGUGAAACACGACAAGGAAGAGGCGGUUAAAAGAAUAGAGAAAUACCUUGUUAAAGCUGUUGAGGAGGCAAGGACUGAGGAAGAAAAGAAACAGGCUGCCGAGGAAGAAAUAGUAAAACUCGAAGCGGAUGAGAUGAAAGCAUGGGAAGCAUUGCAGGUAGCGCAGGAACGUUUGGCGCAUCUUGACGAAAUUGUCGAACAAGAAAAAGCCGAAGCCGAAAGAAAAGCCGAGGAGGCGAAAAUCGAGGCUAAUCGAUUGGAAACAGAAAGAAUACUCGAGGAAGAAAGGAAAAUAGCAGAAGCUAGAACAACAGCUCUGUUGAAGGAACAGGAGCGAAUGAUCAUAGAGGAAGAACUCGAGAAGGCUCGUGACCAAGAGGAAACAGAGAUAAGGUUAGCGAAUGUUACGUUCGACGAUCCAGAUGAAGUGAAAGACAUCGAGCAUUUUCACGACGAUGUGAUAACCAGCGAUAUCACUGAUCAAGAAAGGGAAGAAAGGCUCUGUGAUCCAGUUACAGAUGACGAUACGAGGGUCGAAGAUGAUGUGCAAGAAGAAGAACGUUUUGAGAUGACACAAGAUCCUUUCAUCGAAGAACCAGAAGGAGCGGAAAGCAAACCUGUAACCGGCGGGAAUGCCGUCGAAGAAUCGCCAAACAUCGAAGAAGUAACGUCUGGUGGAGAAGAGAGUUUCGAAUGGGCUGAAGAAGAUGCUUAAAAACUUCUCAGUAAUUACGUCUCUUCCUUACAAACAUUAGGUACAUGCUAUCAUUGUCGCGUUCCGAGUAUUACCAUUGCAUCUCAUUAAAUCGCGUAUAAGAAUAGGAUGAACAUUUGUCAAUUUCGGGUAUCGUCAAACGUCGUUCAAUUUAAACCGUUUUAAGUCUUUUUUUCUCCUUUAUCAGCUUCAAACUAUCUGCAUCUAUUGUUAAUGCGCACGUAUGGUUCAUUGCUGUCGAGACAGAACCACCGAAUCGAGAAUGAAUAUCGAUUUUUGUUGGUUUGUCUAUAGCAACGACUUCAUGGUUAAAUAUCGUAUGAAAAUGAUCCUCUCAAUGAACUUUACAUUACUAUAUUUAUUUAACAUUACGUCCAUCAUCAAACGAUUUUAUAUUAUAUUCUUACACGUAAAUCUAAUUGUAUAGAUCACAAAUACAGAUAUGCAAAUAGAGCGGCAGAGAUACGAGAAAGAAAAAGGAAAAGCAAAGGAACGAGGAAACGAAAAAGAAAAGGAGAAAGGAAAUGAUUAUUUAUUUCCCAGGCGAAGAAAUUGCUUAGUGAAUGUUCCAAUUAUAUAGAGUAUAGAGACUAUUGUAUAAUAUCGUCGUAUUUAUUUCCUGUAAUUUAUCUUCCUGUAUACGCUUAUUCUAACGUUUCACUUAAUCGAUAUCAGAGAAUGCUUUCCUAGGUCUUACGUAACGUAUAAAUAAUGUAUACUACAAUUGCGAAUGAAAACCAGUAUGUAAGAAAUUAUUAAUUUCAUAUCGGUUAUGCUGGAAAUGGAAAGUCGACAGAAUUUUAUAACUAUGCAAAAUUAAAUAAUUAAAUAAUUAUGCAAAAUAUUACCGCAGCCUUUUUAGCGUGUUUUUUUUACGAAGAAAACCAGAAAUACGUGGCGAACAACAUAUAUAUAUAUCUAUCAAUUGUCAUGAUGUUCCUACACUUUAUUCGCACAGUGCUUUUCGUAUUUCUAGCACGCUCUGUAUAUUCACAUAAUAUUUAUUUCGAUUAUACCUCUAUAACAAUAAAAAUUAACAAAUGAGUA